AUGGAUAAAAAAUAACUAUCAGUAUAAUUAAAAGUCACCAAACUUUUUAAAGGACAUGGCCGGCAGUGAAAAAAAAUACUAAACACUUUUAUUAUCUUACUAUCAAUCGAGAUAUUUUUGAGAAGGUGUCUAUAAAAGUCAUAAGCCACCACCAAAAGCGUUUCACUCUUCACAUCCCUCUCUACAAAAUAAUAACUCAAGAGCAACCAAAAAGAGAAAAAGAAAGUGAAAAUAAAUAAAUAAGAAGAUGGUUCUGCUAGAGAAGCUUUGGGAUGAUGUGGUGGCCGGACCUCAACCAGACCGUGGUCUUGGCCGCCUCCGUAAGAUCACCACCCAACCCAUUAAUAUCAGAGGAGAUGGAAGCAACAAGGUGAUGAAUAGGUCGUUGACCAUGCCGGCGGUCGUGAGCCCCGGAACUCCGACUACUCCGACCACUCCGACGACGCCACGUAAAGAUAACGUGUGGAGGAGCGUAUUUAACCCGGGAAGCAACCUCGCCACGAGAACCAUCGGCUCCAACAUCUUCGAUAAACCCAACCACCCAAACUCUCCAUCCGUUUACGACUGGUGAGCUCAUUAAAAAAAAAAAAUUAUCUAUGUUAUCAUAUGAUUAUGACUUCUAUCUUUAGGACUUGAAAGUUCGAAAAAAAUAAAAAUAAAAAUAGUUAGGACUUCAUCUUAGAAGUCAUAUUAUAGAUAAACAAGUCAUGUGAUCUGGUCAGCUUUUAGGAAUUAUGACUUUUGAAACGAGUUAGGGGACCGAACCGGAUGAAUCUCGUAAGGCUUAAGUUUAUGAUUUUUUUCUUUUUUAAUAUUUACAGAAUAUUUUGGUAAUGAGUUAUUUAUGUGUCAGCGAUGGUAACGAAGCUCAAAGGAAGGAACACGUGGCUCUGUGUUUAGUGGGCGCGUGGAUAAAAUGAAUAGAAACAAAAAAAAAGAUUAUUAUGUUUUACCAAUUCAUCAGCAACCUUCCUUUAUUGUGCAUAUAUAUGGUAUAAUCAUGAGCUCUAACUUCGUAGUAACCAAAUAUGGAAAAGCUAUAUUUUUACUAUUCAGAAUCGAUGAGUUAAAAAGAUCAGAAGUUGAUGAUUCACUAGUUGAUCGCACGUGUCGCAGGUUGUACAGCGGUGAGUCAAGGAGUCAGCACCGUUAAAAGGCACAGAACAGAAGGAGUGAUGUAAGAGAUUGGUGUGUAGAUCUUCCGCUACGUGUCUGUUUUACUUACUUUUACCACCUUUUCGUUUUUGUUAUCAGAGUGUGGAUAAAGUGACGGGGAGGUUUGCUUUUGUACAUAUAACUGUCUUCCACUUACGGAAUGCGUUGCCACGUGUUUACUUCUGGUCUAGGGCUGUGUUUUGCAUGUUAUUUAUUUUGUAUCUCGAGUCGUGGUCGUGUAGUUGCAAGUGGCGGUUGAAUCUUCACCAUCUCGUUGGAUUUUGACGGUGGGAAUGCGUCUGCUUUUAUGUUUUAUUUUAUGUUUAUAAAAUCUUGUUUUAUAUCAUGUUGUUUUAUCAAUUUUACGUAAUAUACUCCACUAUGUAUAAUAAUCAUCUAAAUCACUUAAAAUCUACAAGCUCUACUAGAAAUCUCAAGAGAGAGACUUUUCCAAUGUCCAUAUACCUAAACGAGAACAAAACUUUCUCCAGCUGAUGAUUGUUUCUAUGAUCGCCCAAGUCUUCACCUUUUAUAUAUCGUUGUAUUGGAUAUAGAUUUCAUAUCUUGUGAAUAUCCUUUUCUUGUAACUAUCUCUUACGAAACCUUGUACCUGUAAUAUACUUGUGUUAAUCUCUUAAUAAAGUAGUUAAGUUUAAU
This is a messenger RNA of Thlaspi arvense, 1812 nucleotides long. The record is from the annotation of a GenBank genome assembly. Lineage: Eukaryota; Viridiplantae; Streptophyta; Magnoliopsida; Brassicales; Brassicaceae.